Messenger RNA from Drosophila innubila, 731 nucleotides. RefSeq lists its product as uncharacterized. Gene Ontology annotation, molecular function: metal ion binding; ubiquitin-like protein conjugating enzyme binding; ubiquitin protein ligase activity. NCBI's taxonomy places the organism in Eukaryota, Metazoa, Arthropoda, Insecta, Diptera, Drosophilidae. Bases 25 to 687 code for a protein of 220 amino acids. Gene Ontology annotation, cellular component: endoplasmic reticulum. The record is from RefSeq and is a predicted model, not a curated record. Gene Ontology annotation, biological process: ubiquitin-dependent protein catabolic process. The transcript is spliced from 2 exons.
UUUGACGAAUAUAUUUCAAGUAAGAUGCAACCCGUUCCAGAAGAAUCACACUCCAUUACUCAGUUCUUGAAUGCCAUGUUUCAAACGGUGGCAAUCGAAGAUAUUGCAGCUACCACAGACCACAAAUCCACAACGGAUGGAGAUGAGUUAAUGGAGACACAAAAAUAUGCAUUAAAUUUUAAAAGGCCGACUGAAGAUUCCAACAAAUCUCAAUUACAUAAAUACUCCACAUUUCUGUGCAACAUAUGUAUAGAUCAUGUUCGAGGUGGGGUCAUCACAAUUUGCGGUCAUUUGUAUUGCUGGACGUGCUUGUGGCCGAAACUCUAUCAACACGGUAGACCACGAUGUCCGCGCUGUUUACGGCGUCUAAUUUUGCACGAGGACAUUAUAUCCUUUCUCAGCGAGGGACCUUAUGCCAGUCCCAACGAUGGUGUCGUCUUAGCCCAACCGGGGAAUGUGCCACGACCUACGGGAAUGCACUUGCAGAAUCUGCAGUAUCCAAGUUGGUUUCUCGUAAAUAUGUUACCGGAUUCCUUCGGAUACGAACGAAAUCUCUCAAUGAUAGUUAAGGCAAUGUACAAAGAAUUUCCACUUCUUAUGUGCUGGACAAAUUACUUGCAAUGGUUUGAAUUGUUUUGUGUAUUAUUUAUGGCUUUUCUUUGUCUUUACGCUUUGAUGAUAUUUUAAAUUGAUAGCUUGAUCAUCUGUAUUAUUAUAUACAUAAAAACUGC